ACGUGGUAGGAAGACUAGAGCCCAGCCUUCUACGGCAAGUCGAAGGCAGCAAGAUGGCCGCAGCGGAGGGAGAGAGCGCAUUGGGCACGGACCCGGAGAUGGACGAGCUUUUGGAAAGUGCGCUUGAUGAUUUCGAUAAAGCCAAACCCUCCCCAGCAUCCCCUCCUAUCACCACGGCCCCUGAUGCUUCAGGUUCCCAGAAGAGAUCGCCUGCAGACACAGCUAAAGAUGCCCUCUUUGCCUCCCAAGAGUUCUUCCAAGAACUGUUUGACAGUGAGCUAGCAUGCCAGGCCACUGCAGAGUUUGAGAAGGCUAUGAAGGAGCUGGCUGAGGAGGAGCCCCACCUGGUAGAACAGUUCCAGAAACUCUCCGAGGCAGCAGGGAGAGUGGGCAGUGAUACAACAUCCCAACAAGAGUUUGCUUCCUGCCUGAAGGAAACACUCAGUGGACUAGCAAAGAAUGCCACUGACCUUCAGAACUCUAGCAUGUCUGAAGAGGAGCUGACCAAGGCCAUGGAGGGGCUGGGCAUGGAAGAAGGGGAAGGAGAAGGCAAUAUACUCCCCAUUAUGCAGAGCAUUAUGCAGAACCUGUUAUCUAAGGAUGUACUAUAUCCAUCACUAAAAGAAAUCACAGAAAAAUACCCAGAGUGGUUGCAGAGCCACCGUGAAGCACUGCCCCCAGAACAAUUUGAGAAAUAUCAAGAACAGCACAAUGUAAUGGGCAAGAUUUGUGAACAGUUUGAAAAAGAGACAGCAGCAGACAGUGAGGCCACACAGAAGGCCCGCUUCGAGAUGGUGCUAGAUCUCAUGCAGCAGCUUCAGGAUUUGGGCCAUCCCCCAAAGGAGCUUGCAGGGGAAACACCCCCUGGCUUCAACUUUGACCUUGACACCUUGAAUCUGUCGGGCCCUGCAAGUGCCAGUGGAGAGCAGUGUCUAAUCAUGUGAAAUUCUUCACCGUUCCUUUUCCCAUCCCCAGCCAUGAGUGAACACCUGAAGUCAGCAGAGUCAUUAAGGGGCUGGGAGGGGUGGUGAUGCUGUGGAGAAAUUGCUUGCCUGUCCCAUUUGUCUUCUGUCCCCAUUCCACUUCCUUCCCCAGCUCUUACUCCAAGACUACUCCACACCAGCACAGGUCCCUCUGUAGCCUUUGAGGCUGUUGUUUCUUUCUGGGAAUGGGACCUAUUAUUCAAAUUGCUCUCAUCAAGUCUUUUACCCCACCCCCAGUUUUCUGCUGUUAGUGAAAGUACCUCUCUCUCCCUACUUAAGGUCUUUAUGGACCAUGUCUCCUUGCCUCUCUUCCCCUACCUAACCAUAAUAUUGAGUGUGUACCUGCAUUGAUGCUUCCUCCUCUGACUCCCAGGGUCUAUGUGCCUUGUUCCCUAUUCCCUUUUGAGUCUGGGUGCUGUGCCAGCUCUGAGCAUGGGGCUAGGGGAAAUCCUUGGCUCUGAACACUGAUCCUUGGGUAUUUGAUCCCUCAGGGCAAAAACUUUCAUCAGAGAGGAACUGGAGAAGGGACAUUUUGCAUAUCCUGGUGAGAAUAGGGUCUUUUCUGGUCUUUGCCAGCCAUGUGUCCUUUCCCUUAGGUGUACAUAUACUGUUGUAUCCUCUGAGGACGAGAGGUGUGAGCUCUUGAGUUCUGCUUUCCUAAAUUAAUAAGAUGCCUCUGUUCCUGGUCCAAUCUGAGAAGCCAAAUGUUAUCUUGAAUAUUCCACAGUGCUGUUUCUUGUAUACCCCCCCCCCUUUUUCUCAUUCAGGUAUGAUUCCUAGCAAAUAUAUACACAGAGUUGGGGAGGGGAGAGAGGGUUCUCUCCCUGUUUUGGGGCACUUUUGAGACUUCGAUCCCCUCAACAUCCUAAACCUUGAUUCAUGGCAGGGACUUGGGAGAGGGCUGGUAGCUCGUCCUCCCCCAACCCUUCCUAGUCCCCUGUGCCUUGGCUGAUGUCUAAUAAACAUCCUGAGCUAGGCUGUUGGGAGUGUGGCCCAUUUCUUGGGUGGCAUAAGCUCCUACAGGCUAAGGGUAGAGCAGGGUAAAUCCUUAUAAAAGCUUGGUUCUGAAACCAGCUGCUCAGAGGCAAUGCUCCCCCCCCCUUCCCCAAGUUCAGGCUAAAAUAUCUGCCUAUUUCUUAAAGAUUUCAGCAAAAGGUUUUGAGGUUUCUAAUUUUUCACUAACAUCAUUCUGCUUAAUAUUUCAAAUUUAUUAUUGAAUGUUAAAUCAUUUCUCUUAGCUGCCCUUUCUUCUCCCCAGCCCUAGAUCUGAGAGCCAUUGAUAUUGUGGGCCUUUGCUUACCUUAUAACGUAAGCACUACACUCGUAUCAGCCCCCCCUGGAUUAAGUAUUAUGAAGACAGCUAACAUUAAGAUGAAUUUGGUCUUGGUUUAAAGUCAAAUAUAGUUCACUAAAAUAUGAGAAUUUUUAGGCACCUCUGAGCUCACCAUAGGUAAACAGCAUGACAUGGUAGCUUAAAAAACAAAACAUUUUCUGCUAAUUAAAUUUACUUAAGUGCCUAUUAUGUAUUAGGCAAAUAUGAAAA
Phascolarctos cinereus (koala) is the source of this 2526-nucleotide messenger RNA. RefSeq names its product peroxisomal biogenesis factor 19 (gene PEX19). The record is from RefSeq and is a predicted model, not a curated record. Gene Ontology annotation, biological process: protein import into peroxisome membrane. NCBI's taxonomy places the organism in Eukaryota, Metazoa, Chordata, Mammalia, Diprotodontia, Phascolarctidae. Gene Ontology annotation, cellular component: peroxisomal membrane; peroxisome.